AUGGCCAGGAAAAAAGCCAUCAACGUCAAAAGAAGCACCAAAGCCACCCACCUACCGGCAAGCACCGAGAAAGACGCCCACGCCGAAGCCCUCUGGCGUCGGGCACGAGCUCUCGAGCUCACCAAAGCCUCCCUCCUCCUCGCCAACGACAAGCUCAUCCUCGACAACAAAGAGCUCACACGCUCCAACAAGGACCUAACCCUGGACAACGACAAGCUCAUCUUCAGCAACGGCAAGCUCACCCUGGACAAUGACAAGCUCACCCUCGACAACAAAGAGCUCACACGCUCCAACAAGAAUCUCCUCCGCUCCAACAAGGAACUCACCCGCAGCAGCGACCUCAUCUCCGUCGAGUCCGCCCAGCGCCGCACCCGCAUCGCCCAGCUCCUCGACGAGCUCGCGACCGCCCGCCGCGCACACGCCGCCGACCGCGCGCGUCUCCUCAAGCGCGCGGGCGUCAUCGCGGGAAAUCUCGGCAAGACGUUGCGGGACAAGCGUGCGCUGCGGGCGCAGCUCGCGCACGACUCGCCAGAGAGCAAGAUUCACCGCGCGGCGGCGCAAGUUGCCUACGAGGUGUUUGAGAACCGCAAACACAGGAACUUGCUGCUGCAUAUAUUGAAGCGCUGCCGCAGGGCGUAUACGGGGUCGGAUGGACCUCCGCCGCCGCGGCCGCCGUCGCCGGAGCCAGACACUGCCGUUGCUGAUCCUGUCGGUGGUGAUGAUGAUGAUGAUGAUGAUGAUGAUGAUGAUGAUGACGAUGAUGAUGAUGAUGAUGAUGAUGAUGAUGACUGCGAGUGGGAUCCCUUUAUCGCCGCGGAGCAGCAGAAAGUGUGCACGCCGACGCGACCGUCGAAGGCGACGCUCAUUACGCCCGUGUCGAUUCCUUCCAGGCCUGUGAGUCUGACCGACAGUGAUGAAUUUGUUCUUCACACGCCAACUCGCCGCGAGGGGCUGCGGCCAAGAAAAUCCUUUGUUUACAAAAUUUCCAGUCAGUGGUAG
Molecule: messenger RNA, 999 nt
Organism: Beauveria bassiana ARSEF 2860
Lineage: Eukaryota; Fungi; Ascomycota; Sordariomycetes; Hypocreales; Cordycipitaceae
Exons: 1
Coding region: 1-999 (332 amino acids)
Source: RefSeq, a predicted model, not a curated record